AUGUAUUACGAUCCCAUCUUUGAGAAAAGUUUUAGUCGUUACGAACGUAAGAGAUUCGGUUGUUGUGCAUUCUUUUUGUGCCUCAUUGUUGCAUUCGCUGUUACCUCAACUCUCAAGCCUCAUUUUCGCUCCGUGUCAAUGAUUGUUGAUCCUGUCAAUUUUCAGUUGUCCAUCAAGGCUGCUCAAAAUAUGCUUGUGCUUGAUGAUAGAUCAGGGGAUAUAAGAGUUGAAGCUAAUUCCUCCACAAUAUAUGUCCUAAAAAACUACUAUGUCGAAACCAUGUUAAAUAAUAACAAUUCAAUCAAUUCUUGGACCAUAGAGCCUUAUCCUAGGAAGUACACUUCUCGUGUCAAGAAAUGGACAAUCAAAUUGUUAGGACACAAUUUUAUCCCAAAAUGUACUCAAAACCACACCCAUCCAGCAAUCCUCUUCUCACUCGGAGGAUUCACCGGAAACUACUUCCACGAUUUUGCCGAUCUCUUAUUCCCGCUAUACUCAACGUCUUAUCGUUUUCGAAAGGAAGUCCAUUUUCUCGCAAGUGAUUACGAACCAUGGUUGACGACUAAAUUCAGACAAAUUUUGGACAAGCUAACCUCAAACCGAAUAUUAGACAUUGACAAAGAAAUCUCGCAAGUCCAUUGCUUCAAAAACAUAGUCGUUGGCCUCAAAUUCCACAAAGAACUUGUCCUACACCCUUCAUUGUCGUCAAAUUCUCCAACGGGGCUUCCAAUGAGCAACUUCAGGCAACUCAUUCGAGAAGCCUACUCUCUCGAAAGAGAAACGGCAAUCAUAUCAAGAAAUAGGCGGCCUCGUCUAAUGAUUGUAUCGCGGACAAGAACACGUGCGAUAACAAACGAAAACGACGUUUCAAGACUGGCAAUAGAGUUGGGGUACGAGGCUGUCUUGGAAGACGCUAGAGUGUCGACUGACGUCGGUAGUUUCGCGAUGAAGGUGAAUUCGUUCGACGUUUUGAUGGGAGUGCACGGUGCGGGGCUAACCAACAUGGUUUUCUUACCGGACAAUGCAGUGUUGAUUCAGGUCGUCUCGUUCGGACCCGUUGACCGAUUUGCUAGGCUUGAUUUUGGAAACCCUACUGCGGGUAUGAACUUGAGGUACUUGGAAUACAAAAUAACAGCGGGAGAGAGUUCUUUGAGCCAACAAUAUUCGAAUGAUCAUCCGAUUGUGAAUAAUCCCAAUUCUUACAAGAGAUGGAAUGACAUUUGGUCAAUAUAUUUGCAAAAACAGAAUGUUACAAUUGAUUUGCUUAGGCUAAAAGGCACACUGGUUAAGGCUCUCAAGCUUUUACGCCAUUGACAUGUUAACUCGUGCAUAUGUCUUCGUCGAUAAUAUCUGUAUCAAAAGUCAUUAAAUCUGAUUUUUUAAAGAUUAAAUAUUAAUUAAACUAUUGCACAGUGUUUUAGGUGUCUCUUCAUUUUACCUAUGUAGCUUUCUAGACAGAUGCUAGAGACUUCUAUUAUUCACAAUAAGUAGAUGUGUAUGUGUGUGUAAGUGUGUAACAAGAACGAAGCUACCCUCCAGUUGUAUCCAAAAACAUAAUUAAAUAAUAGUUGCUCCUUCCAUUAUCUAGAGAUUGUUUUAUUCCUUCUAAUUGUUGGUUUGAGAUCUUGGGCUAGUGAACUUAUUUCACUACUGUAAUUUUACAUGGUAUCAGAGCCAUAAGGGCUCUGGUUGUUCGAAUCGUAAGAUCCCUUGGUGAAGGAAUAAACGGUACUUUAGAAAUGGAA
Messenger RNA from Erythranthe guttata (spotted monkey flower), 1745 nucleotides. The record is from RefSeq and is a predicted model, not a curated record. Lineage: Eukaryota; Viridiplantae; Streptophyta; Magnoliopsida; Lamiales; Phrymaceae.